AUGUCGGAACUCAAUUUUAGUGGUUUCAGAAAAGACGAGCUUUUGGAGGCCGCCAAGAAGAUAGGCAUCCAUGCCCUUGCUAAGGAUACGAAGAAGGUAUUGGUAGACAAGUUUACUGCCUAUAUUGAUGACCAUCCCGAAGACGGAGUUUUGACGGUUCAAAGUGUUUUGGAAUUGGAUUCCGAUGAGGAAACCGCUACUGAGGAUGCUGGCGAGGAUCUCGAAGGCGAGGCUGGUGCAGACUACCAACCAGGACCCCCAAUCAACCUUAAAGAAUGGGUUGUUGACCCCGCAAUCGACUUGUACGAACGCGCCUAUUCGCAGGUUCUUGAACUUACCGAUAAGGUAGGAAUCACCACGUUGGACAUUAACGAUGAGUUGAGAGAAAACCUUUCCAAGCUGAUCACCCUCAACUUUUUGGAGGUGUUUUUGGAGUUUUCAUUCUUCUUGUACACGUUUGUACCCAUCAAACCUAUCAAGCACAAUCCUACCGUGCACCAAGUUUUCAAGGAUAACAUUGAGUAUUUGUCCACGAGUACGUUCCCUCUUCCUGAUAUUACUGCUUUGUGGGACCCAAAGGUGUUGUCUGUUGCUUUUAACUGGGCUAUCACCGCCAUCUUGGUGCCAUUGGUAAUUUCCUACUAUGUCAACUUUUCUCGCCGAGUGAUUGUGUAUGAUGAAGAUGCUGGAAUUGUUGCUCGUAUCUACAAGUUUGACCCAUUCGUGUAUGCGUUGUCCAAGUUGUUGAUCUUUUAUUUUAUCACCAAGAACUUUGGACACUUGACCACCUUGACUUCAUACAAGGGUAUCUGGAACGCGUUGAAGAACUUCAUUGCUAUCCAACUUGGUAUCUACGGACAAUUCACCUCGCUCUUGGGUAACUUCCCAUUGGUCAUUGGUGCUGCCAAUGUUGUAACUGCCAUCUACUCUCAAUUCGAAGAAUAUUGA
This is a messenger RNA of Meyerozyma guilliermondii ATCC 6260, 948 nucleotides long. RefSeq lists its product as uncharacterized. Bases 1 to 948 code for a protein of 315 amino acids. The record is from RefSeq and is a predicted model, not a curated record. Gene Ontology annotation, cellular component: membrane. NCBI's taxonomy places the organism in Eukaryota, Fungi, Ascomycota, Pichiomycetes, Serinales, Debaryomycetaceae. The transcript has a single exon.